CUCUUCCAUGAUGACUCUUCAAUGAAUACCUUAUCUACAUUGCCUGAGUUCAUAUUGAUGAAACCCUUCUGGACCUCUGACAGCCUGAUGGAGAGCGAUUCAUUUUACUUUUUGUUCAUUUCUUGUUCCUUUGAAACAAGGCGAGUUGCUAACCUUGAUGUGCCCAAAGGUGUCGUUUAUGGCAGCGUGUCCAUUCCCGGGGAGGAAGGCCAAGCUCUGCUUGAAGCAGCGGUCAGCAAACUGUUGCAGACGUUUGCAGGAUCCGGUGAUGAACCGGCGGUGUUGUGGACACUGCGUUACACGCAGCUGGGGCUGUCGUGUGAGAAGGACAGUGAUGCGAGCAUUUGCAGCAGUGCAAGAUCUGACCGGAUUGUGUACUUCCCGCCGCCUAGUCUCGACCUUGCGUUCGAUGACAGGAUGAUCGACGCGGUCAAGGCGGCGUGGAAAACAGUGAUGGGUGAUGAGGCCCGAGAUGAAGAUUUUAUGACUUUUGAGGAUCGAGGUUUUAACUGGCUUACCAGCAUAAAUAAGGUCUUGAAGAAGAACACAGCAUGCCAAACCGUACCGCAGUUAGACGCUGUCCCAAGGAGAUGCAUACCAAUACCACGGCGGCGGACACACUUGCGUCAUGCCACCAUCAUUGCAUUGCAUGUUUAUUUAUCAUCAGGACCAGAGCUAUCAGGCUCUGGGAUACAACAACUCACGCUCAGCGGUUCAGCAGAUCUUCGAGUCAGUCUAGGUACGUACAAGUACAUGUACAAUAUCUAUCGAGUAAUAAUAUCGCUCGCAUCUGCAGAUGGUAUGACAGCCAGAGAUACUACAGUACAGCAGGCAAUAGGUUACAAAGUUACACCCGUAUCGUAUAUCAAUCAAAUCAAUAUCAAUGAAUCGGCUACUCUGUAUGCUAGAGUAGCUAGCAUAGUAGGUAAUCUCGGGAGGGAGGGCGAUCAAUCACCGAUCAAUCAUCCAUUCAGACUCGAUCUCCCGGGAAAUUGUGACCGUCGGGACUAA
Messenger RNA from Rasamsonia emersonii CBS 393.64, 1011 nucleotides. Its product is annotated as Rab geranylgeranyl transferase escort protein. NCBI's taxonomy places the organism in Eukaryota, Fungi, Ascomycota, Eurotiomycetes, Eurotiales, Trichocomaceae. The record is from RefSeq and is a predicted model, not a curated record. The transcript has 10 exons. The annotation marks the transcript as partial.